UAGUACGAUUUCCCACUAGUUACCACAGCUACAAAGUCGGUAUAUUGGCUGUCGUAAAAUUGUAUGAAAACCCUGCUUUUUGGGGUAAAUGUACGGUUAGGCAUAAUGCUAGCCGUGUGAUUAGGCUAAUCUUUAAAACCAGGUUUUAAGAAGAUACAUUGUAGAAAUAGACGGGGUUAGUCAUAAUUAUGACUUUGUGGCUACUCGUGACAACCACGUCCCUUCCAUGAUUAUCAACGUUACUGUUGCUGGCUACAUCAAAUAACAUAUCGUCAGAUAACGUGAACAUUCAUUAUACUGUCAAGAUGACUGCUUAUAAACGUCCGCUGAUGGGAACUGUCCCAUGAGGAACAGGCUAAUCAGCGCUAAGGACAGAGCGAGGCACAUUAACUUCCUGACAACAACAAGAUGAGGAUUUCAAAGCGUUGUGGCUCCAACAGACGUUUGUUGUUGCCCUUGAUGGUCCUUGGGUUGAUGAUCUUACUGGCAGUUGUAACCCUUAAUUGGUUUGAGACUGAAUCACAGAUGCCUUUGGCAUGGCACGUGGAUCCCAACCACCGAAAGCUUGUGCACUCUUUUGUACGGGGUGUUCUUUCGAACCAGUGCAGACCAGCCUUUGCCAGAAAGGGAGUAGAAGCAAGGCUCCAGAGCUCUAGUCAUGUGACUGAUCCUUUCCUGUGGCGGGACACACUGCUGACUCGAGAGAUGUUCAAGUACCCCCCACCAUUCGGGUUCCGUGACAUGCAUGGCAAACUGAAGGAUGUCCUCAACCUCCUCCCUGCUCAACCAGAGCAGCUGAAGAAAGAGUGCAGACGCUGUGUGGUCUUGGGAAAUGGAGGAAUCCUCCGUGGCCUUGAGCUGGGCGCCCUGCUUGACCAGUUUGAUGUUGUCAUUAGGCUCAAUAGUGGUCCUUUGAGGAACUACAGUAAAGACGUGGGGAACCGGACCUCUAUCCGGAUGAGCUACCCAGAGGGAAGCCCCAAGGUCUGGGAAGAUGUGGACCCUGAGCUGCAGUUUGUGGCGGUGGUCUACAAGGCUGUAGACUUCAAGUGGAUCAGAGCAAUGAUCAACAAACAGAGAGUUUCCCUUUGGGACUGGCUGUUCUUCUGGCAGAAGGUGCCAGAGAAGAUUCCAGUAGACUUAUCAAAGUUCCGUUUGUUGAAUCUGGAGAUCAUCAGGCAGAUGGCGAUGGACCUGUUAGCCUACUCCUCCCCACAGAAACGCCUCUGGGGCUGGGACCAGAACGUGCCCACCAUGGGCAUCUCAGCCCUCAACCUGGCCACCUACCUGUGUGACGAGGUCAGCCUAGCAGGCUUUGGUUACAACCUCAGCCAGAAGGAGACGCCCCUGCAUUACUAUGACAAUAUACCCAUGACCGCUAUGCUGGGGCAGAACAUGCACAACGUGGACCGUGAAAGGGCUCUCCUCCAGAGCCUGGUGAGGGAAGGGACUGUAUCAGACCUCACAGGGGGCCUGCACUGCACCUUCUGCCCCAGCUGAAAGAGACUGAUCUGGGCCCGCAGCGCAGCUAGCGACACACCAACGAUCUACCUUCCACUGACUUAUCAUUCCAAUACUUUUCACCCUGGAAUUCAAAAAGUUGAUUUGAGUCUAUGGAUCUGGGGACUUGACUGCAAACUCUUUUAUGUUCUAGUGCAUGCCAGCAUAUUGAAUCUGCAUGGACUACAUGUGCUGACAUGAUGGGGAACAGUGAAGCUGUACACUUCUCCCCUGCACAGUUGAAAACGACAAGCCUAAAUCCUUCUAUAAGGGAAGUAUUAUCACUGCUAAACUUAAAUGUUUUUUGUAUUUAUUAAGAGAUAAUGUAUAAUUACUUAAUUAAAUCUUAGCAUAAAGUUGAUGCUAAAAAGUGUACAAACAUUACCAUAAAUAUUGUGAAUAAUGAACAGAUGGACUAACAACAGAUAAUUAACAUUACCCUUUUUAUGCUUUCGAUUUUAAGUUGAAUGUUUAGUUUGUCCACAAGAUGUCUGAAUUUGGUUGUGUUUUUACAUUUUUCUAAUGUAAUUAUUAGAUUGUUUUUAUUAUAAUAAUGUAUGUUCUCAAUGCUUGACUUGGACUAAGAUGGGAGCCGGUACUAAUUAUAUUUACAGUGGGGCAAAAAAGUAUUUAGUCAGUCACCAAUUGUGCAAGUUCUCCCACUUAAAAAGAUGAGAGGCCUGUAAUUUUCAUAGGUACACUUCAACUUUGACAGACAAAAUGAGGGGAAAAAAUCCAGAAAAUCACAUUGUAGGAUUUUUAAUUCAUUUAUUUGCAAAUUAUGGUGGAAAAUAAGUAUUUGCCCUCUCACUCUUUGGCACAAAGAGAAGAUUCAAAUGGGAGGCAGGCCUACACACAACCUAUAUAUGUAUGUGCCAUUUGCUAAAUAUUUUUAUAAUUUAAUUAUCAGUCACCGUUUUUCUUUUAUUCCAGGCUUUAUUAAAGAAUUCCACAAAUGGAAAUACACAAUGGACAGUUUCUCCUCAUGGCUGAGCCACAUAAUGCCAGGGUAUAUCUGGUGGGCUUUCUCCUCAUGGCUGAGCCACAUAAUGCCAGGGUAUAUCUGGUGGGCUUUCUGGAAUAAGGACACGUGCAUAACGUGGUAGAAAGGGCCAUAGGAUCAUAUUAAUAGAAUUCUCUAUUUCAUUGAAGUCACAAUAGUUACAUGGUGUUUCCUCUUCCAUUUCACCACAAUACCGACCUGUUUCAAUACACAGAGACAAUAUCCCUGAUCUUACCUAUUUCAAUACGCGGAGGCAAUAUCCCUAAUCUUACAUAGCGAUCUCUUGCUUUUCGGGAGGUUGUACAUUAUAUUUCUUACACAGAAAUUCCCCAUUAAUGAAAAGGUUUAUGAUUAAUCUCCUCCACUUAUUUAUUUUCAUAUUGCAUCAUCAGUUGUGUUUUAAUAGCGUCUAUGUCUCACUUCAUUUGGUUUUCGUACAACUGUUCACAGUCAGACUGUUGGAAAAUGUCAGACAUUUCAGUUGUCCAGGCUCCCCCUAUGGAGAGAUCCCAUUGAAAAACGCUGCUGGCAAUUGGCAUAUCCAACAGUCUAUUCCAAAGUCUCACCAUACACGCCUACCAUCUCACCUCACAGGAAUCCCAGCCCAUGUCCCAGUUAUUUCCAGUAUAGGUGCAAACUUGUGGAGACCUAAAAAAAUAACGUACUGCUCUGUUAUGGACGUGUUCAUUUUUGAGACACCUCUUAGCACCCCACACUCCUGCUGAAUAAUCCAAGACAGGACACACGCAUGUCUGAUACAGUUUGGAAUACGUAGCAUAACCAAUAUCUUUGAGUGGUUUUGUUUUUCCUAGAACUCCCCCAGGAGCUCUACUUGCUGAGUCGGCCCGGGCAGAUGUGCCGUAUAGAGAGGUCAUAUGUUCAUCAAAAUAAAGACCAAAUAUUUAGAAUUGCUAGUAACCUUGCAUUUAUUCACCAAAACACACCUGAAAAACACUUCUCUUGGUACCAGGUUUUCUAAAAUGCAAUAUCUGUAUGUUUUUCUGAUUGAUCAUGCAUCUCCAUCUUUUGCAACAAUUGACUGUACAUAAUACCUUUUUCUGUAGGUCUUGUUCAGUUUCUGCCAUUAAAAUAAUAUCAUCAGCA
This is a messenger RNA of Oncorhynchus tshawytscha (Chinook salmon), 3607 nucleotides long. It is a transcript of the gene st3gal5, whose product is annotated as ST3 beta-galactoside alpha-2,3-sialyltransferase 5. The transcript is spliced from 7 exons. The record is from RefSeq and is a predicted model, not a curated record. Bases 409 to 1500 code for a protein of 363 amino acids. Gene Ontology annotation, molecular function: lactosylceramide alpha-2,3-sialyltransferase activity. NCBI's taxonomy places the organism in Eukaryota, Metazoa, Chordata, Actinopteri, Salmoniformes, Salmonidae.